Molecule: messenger RNA, 225 nt
Organism: Dictyostelium discoideum AX4
Lineage: Eukaryota; Evosea; Eumycetozoa; Dictyosteliales; Dictyosteliaceae
Product: calcium-binding EF-hand domain-containing protein
Exons: 4
Coding region: 1-225 (74 amino acids)
Molecular function (GO): calcium ion binding
Source: RefSeq, a predicted model, not a curated record
AUGAAUCACAUAAAUACAAAAGCACAAGUUAUAGAAGCUUUCAAAGUUUUUGAUCGUGAUGGUAAUGGUUAUGUAACUGUAGAUUAUUUAAGAAAAGUUUUAAAUGAACUUGGUGAUAUGAUGCCAGCUGAUGAAAUUGAAGAAAUGAUCUAUGAAGCUGAUCCACAAAAUUCAGGAUAUGUACAAUAUGAAACAUUUGUGGGAAUGCUCUUCUUAUGGGAUUGA